GAAAUCGCGAUACACCUGCUGUUCAGCCGGUUAUAUUUGCCCUGUGUGUUUGGUUAUUUUGCAGGAGCCGCAGCCGCAUCCCGCGUCUACGUGGACGCAUUGUCUCGAUUAGCACGCCAGGCGCAACUGGGCACGUGGGGUGGUUCCAAGGAUGUCGGAUUCGCGCUCAUGAGGAUCGUCGAGGUCUACAAGGAGAUCCAGGAACAGGAAAUGAAUAUCCUGAAAGCGUUCUACGUCGACCUACUGGUCCCUCUCGAGACGAACCUGGAGAAAGACACCAAGGUCGUCCAGAGCGAGCAGAAGAAAUUUCUACAGCAGCACAAGACCAGGUCCGAAACUUACAGCAAAGCGGCGGCCACGAUGAAGAAACAGAGAAAGAAGUCGAGGGGCGCGAGCAAGAGUGGACUGGCCAUGGACAAGGAGCUCAAGAAUAUGCAGAUUCUCGAGGAAGAGAAGUCCAAGCUGGACGCCUUUUGUGAACAGAGUUUGAAGAAUGCCAUGACUCAGGAACGAAGAAGGUACGGCUUUGUUCUCGAGCGACAAUGCUCCUUGGCGAAACAUUAUGCGAGUUUUCAUGAGGUCGCGUUGGCUGCUCUGCAUCCCUCGGUUGAUAAGUGGCGCGAGGUGGCUGCUACCAGGGAAUAUUUACCCCAAUCCGUGGAAGAUAUGUUCGCUUCCAGGCUCAGACAAGUUUCGUUUUGGCCGGAGGACGAGGAGAACGGCGGUUCGGAGCUGACCAUGAGCUCACAAUUGAGAAAGACCAGAAGCAUGGACAGCUCUUGCUUGGAACUUCGACCUGGACCGCCGUCCGGAAAUGUGCCAAGUGCCACUUAUCAAGGUCCAACCUCUCAUCUUUCAUCCGCGUUGUCUAGAGCAAGGUCAGAAGCCAAUCUGCACGCUUCGACGUUGUCACUGGAUCCAGAGGUUCCGGAAACUCCACCAAGGCCGCGGUCCAUGGCGCCUCCGGCAUCACGCAAUAGCGGCAGCGGAGGGGGCGGCGGUAGCGGCACGGGGGUGAGCUCCGGUGGCUGGGGGGAUGCACCCCUCGCGAGAGCUCUCUUUGCCUAUUUGAGCUCCGGGGAAAAUCAGCUGAGUUUCCUGGAGGGCGAUCUCAUCGCGUUGAUGGGAGAUCGUCAGAAAGGCUGGCAAUUUGGGGAGAAUCUGCGCACACAGAGCUCCGGAUGGUUCCCACUGGCAUACACAGAAAUUAUUAUCGACGAUAGUCUGGGAUCGCCGAAUCACGUGACAAACAAUGGUCGCGCGUCGGAGCCACAAGCUGUUCCACCGUGCAAGCCUCCACCCUCGCGGCCGCCAGUGACACCGAGCAUCGAUGAAGUGUCGAGUGGAUUCCACGGGAUAGGAAGCAACAACGUCAACAACAGUAACAACAACAACAACAGCGGCACUCCUACUAAUGUACCGAAUAGCAACAGUUCUCACAAUUUAGCGACGCCUACUGCACGUCAAACAAAACCGAUCCGUCCAUCGGGCACCUUGCCCACUGUUUUGGCUGGCGGCCGUAGGAUACAGCCACCUGCUCCGCCGGUUCCACCCCCGCAAGUCGUCACGUCUCUUCACAGCAGUAACGACAGUGGUUUCUCAAACGAGCCACCGGCUCAGCCCGACAUCGACUACAGCGACGACGAGGCCAUGAGACAGCGACGAAGAAAGCCGCGCGCCGACAGAAUAACCGAGACGGCGAAGCAACACCAACAGAAGGAGGACAAGUCCGGCGGCAAGGACUGGGAAAACGACUCGUGGAAGACGAUACCCAGGGACGAGAAGAGCUGGCAUCUUUACAGAACCGCGAUGGACAUUUGGGCAGAGACGAACGCGAGUCAGGGCAACGAGAAUGGCGAGGUCCGGUACCAGAGUCGUCAUUACGACACGCAGGAGCGCAAGAACGGACGGGGUGGCGACUUCGCCGAGCGUCGUGGCACGAUGGAGAACGGGCCAGCGAGGAAGUCGGGGAAGAAAACGCAGGAGAGAUCGCAGAAAAACGAGUACGACAACCGUGGCCGCGGUAACUCUGGUCAGAAGAACAAGGGAAUGAGCAACGAUGAACAAUCAUCGGCGAGAAAGUCGACGAGGAGGAACAACGAGUCGGUGGAGCAAGCUCGUCGAGAAUCGAAGAGAACGAAGGAGCUGGAGGAGACGGAGGAGGACGAGAUCGAGCUGGAGGAGGAGGAGGAGGAAGAGGAGGAAGAUACGUACGGUAGGAGGAUCGAUUACCAGAAGUACGAUGGGAAGAAGUAUUACGGAGAGAGAGGAGACGGCCAGGACCGCAACACUCGCGGUCGCGGUUAUCGCGCCGCUCAGGAGGAGUCAAAGUACGAGAACGAGAAGACGUCGACAGCCACGUCCUCGGGCACCGACGACGAGAGCACCAUCACCAUACCAGAGACUGGCAGAAAGGUGGAGCACAUCGCGCAGAAACUGGAACAAACCGCGCAGAAGUACGCUCGGGAGCACAGUCCUCCAAAGUUUAUAGAACGAAGGAACGAUUACAGAAGUUUAGAGCGCAGAGAGGAGAAGCAGCAGCAGCAGCAGCAGCAGCAGCAGCAACAGCAGCAGCAGCAACCUCCGCCGCCGUACGAGAGGUACAACGACUGCGACAGGAACCGCGGUGCCCAGAGAUUCGAGCGAGAGAGAGAACGAUACUUGGAAAAGUCGCCCACCACCACUACCACACACCAGAAGACCACCACCACCUCCUCCACUUACGAAAGAGAGAGGGCUUUCGAGAAGAAUCCCGAUAGAAAUAGAAACAUCGAGCGCGCGUCGAGCCGCCGCUUCGAGAGGCCGAGACCGCCGUCCGAGGAAGCUCCUGAAAGACCGACCGACCCUCGCAACCUCUAUCGAGAGCGUAGGUACUCCGACAAGGAGGAGGCCAUCUACGGCGAGACCAGAUACGUCCGGGAGAGCGGAUCCUCCAUAGACAAGGAGCGCGGCUACGAGUCUAAUUUCGAGACGAAGCUGGAAAGGACCAAGGUGAUCGAGAGGCACGGUUAUCAGAAUCUCGGCCAGAGUAAUCUGCAGAAGUUCCAGCGGAACGGGCCGCAACUCGGGGAGAAGAACGACACGAACAACAACACGUUGAAGGGCGAUAGCCGGAAGCCGUUGCUUCCACGACAAACGACCGCCGUUGCCCACUUGAUACAGACAGGCAGAGCUUUCGACGUCCAAGAGUCCAAGAGCCCGAAGCUCGUCAAGAGAACGAAAUCCUUCUGGAGGUUCAGGAGAGACUCGGACGUGCUGGAAGGCAUGGCUCUUUGGCAGCACCGAUCGCUGGUCGACAUACCCAAGAUGAUUAAGAAGGAGGCGAAGGACGAGGCGAACGCGGACGACACCAGCAACAAGAAGCAAACUCCGGACGGGAGUCCCGGAUCACGGCAAAGUUUGGAGAAAAGAAACAGCGACGUGACCAUCACCAACGAGUCUCACCACGAGGAACCGAAGCCCGCGGAGAGGAUCCACGUCCCCGAAAAAUCCGAUUACUUCGAGGAUUUUCCAACGCCGGCGGAAAGGCCGAAGACGGUCGAGCGAUCUGAAUAUCGGAUGCAUCAGGAGGAGAGGUCCUACUUCAUGGGGAACGUUUCGCGAAAAGCGAUCAUCGAGAAGGAGAGGAAACGCAGCCUGGAGGCUAAGCGUAACAUGAUCGUGGCCGAGCUGAAGGAGAGCAACGAGGCCAAGAGGAACGAGAGGAGGAAGAAGUACACGGACGACGAGGACGGCUUGACCCAGAACUUUAGCGAGACGGAGGCGUCCGACGAGGAAUCCACGUACAGCUGCAUCGUGGUGAAGGAUCAAACAGUGGCUGAGAAGACUCUUCUUCCCAGAACUAAACUCCGCAGGGAUUCCGAUCGGGAAAGGGACAAAAAUACUUGCGGACCGUGGUACGAUCUUUGGGGAGUGGACGCUUCCGUCAACAAGAAGAAGAAGAAGAAACAGCAAUAAAUCUAUUAAACCUCUCUUCUCCUCGCUCGCCUCCUCCUCGCCGAAUCAGUGUCGUUGUUUCACUCUCCCUAGCGACCUCCAUCCAGAAACGGUUUAUCACGGUUUCAAAGUUUAUUAAAGCGUUACACCACGCCGAGAUCCCGAAAGAAAACAUUUCGUAUUGGAACCACAGUCUGUGGCAGGGAUACUCGGAACACACGAUUCGUUGUAUAAUCCCCCCCCCCCCCCCAAGGAAUUUUGCUCGCGUUUUUUGAGUUUUUGCCAUUGCGUACCACCAAUUUUAUUUUAUCGUCUCCACCUUUGCACCACGAAUGACCGUUCGCAAGUCUCCCACGUAGCGCUAUUCCCAUUGCUUCUUGAAAACGUUAAAGCCUGUAAUCCACUCCCCCCCCCUUUUUUUUCUUUGUUUGCAAGCAUAGUUGUACCAUGUUAUCUUGCUUUCGUCGACGCUUGUCUAUGACGAAAUCAACGUGUUGACGUUAAGCGUGGGCACUAUGUGAUCGCGAUGGUGAAAACAACGUUAUGGAUGAUGUUUCAAUCGUAACUCUUGUUGGAUCCGUCGUUGCGGAACGCCGCAACGAUUCGACGAUACUAACGUAAACUUCUCGAAAACUUUCGCGGAAUCUCGAAUAAUUAAUACCGCGUUCAGAGGAAGUACGGGUAGCAAAUCUGCUGAAUUAAAAAGUUCCCAAAGAAUUUGCCACUCGUUUGCUCACGGCGUGGAAAUUCUUGAAUGAAUAAAACACGAAGGAAGAAGUUUUAGAAGUGUGUAUUUGACGCGCGCCAACGAGCGGAAUUAAUCCGUCAGUUUCCACAAAUCGUUCCUGUCAAUGGCCGAACGAACGCAUAAAUAAUUGCGACGCGCGUUGCGCCACACACACUGUGCUUAAAAACGAUCGUGUAAACUAGUUUCUGCAAUUAAUAACAUGACGAUUCGAGUUUGAAACUUCAUGUCCGCGUAUUCGUCCAUUACCCGUGUAAAUUAGUUUCUGGCCGUUGAAACGAUUUGAUACGCGGUACGCGCUAUCGCAACAUUCAGUCAUACACGCUCUUUGUUUGCAAAAAAUUUAAUUUCCUUUUUCCUGACAUUGUUUAUUGCACAGUGAUAUAAUCGCGUUUCCCACGCUCGUUGUUUUUUGUAUUUUUCGGUGAAAAUCAAGUGAAACUUGGUCGUGUUCCGUUUCGUAUGGAUUCUAAUUUCCUCUCGCGGCGUAAUAAGAAUCUUCUUCUAGCUCGAAGAACUUUGUUUGCACGUCUCGUGUCUUCUAUCGUCGCACUUCGUCGUUGCCAUCCCACGAAAUUUGUGUGUUGCCAAAAAGUGUGUUGUUCACGCGCGAUACACCGUAAAAUUUUCACACCUUUGUUUGUGUUUGUGCUUCGCAUGAAAUAUCGCGUCAAUGUUGCCCUCAAUGUUUUCCAAAAGUAUCGUGAUGUAAGAUCGCCAAAUUUUGUAGUUUUUUUUUCUCUCUCUCUCUCUCGCUAUUGCUACGUAAAGCAAUACUUUCAAAUUUGCGAAAAUACGGCUUCGGAGCGCGUUGUGAAAGCAACUUCACGGUACGCUUUCGAAGUCCCAAGCAGUUCGACCUUCUCCACUUUGAAAAAAAAAAAAAAAAAAAAUUUACCACAGCUUUUCACAGCGGAAAAUUUCAAACUCCAAGUUCAAGAACUGCUUGGACACUAUCGGUAUUACUUUGUGUCAAUGAAAUGUUUGUUUAACGUUCGCGAACAGCUCUCCACACAGCGCGGACAGUGCGACUGAUUAAACUUCCUUUGAUCAUUCGAUUCUUCCAGGACAAACAUAUUCGCAACGGUAAAGCUACGCAAAACGAAGACGAACGAUCGCUCGGCGCCAGCGUUGUCAUGAGAUAAACUCUUCAUCUAGAUUACUUUCCUCGUGUGAUGUUAGACGUACCGACAAAGGUGCUGCCUCUCUCUGUGUUCGAGAGACAACAGUCCCUUUCACGAAAAAAACUUCUGAAGCGACUGCUUCGAAGAUUCUUUUUCUUCUUUUUCGUUCUUUUUUUUUUCCACGACGUGGAUGUCCGUCCAACGAACACGUCUGGCUUUAAUCCUCUAUGACUAUUCUUUCGAAGAGCGGAGACGAGGAUUCACCAAGUGAUCCAUUCGCUUCGUGCCAGUAAAAUCCCUUUCUUUUUUUUUUUUUUUCCUGAAAAUUCUUCAGCUCGUGAUGUACGUUCAGAGAUUUUCACUGCCGUUCGAUUUUCAUCGAAUUGAUCGAAUGCUGUAACGCGGACUGAUGAUCAUAGAAUGAUUGGGGACCAUUGUGCGAUCAAUAACGAUGCGUUUUUUAUAUGCGUCGAUUUUUAAGAACAUUUUCCACGAAUCAUAGAGGAUUGAAGAAUAGUCUUUCGACCGAAAAGGACCACGAGAAUGUCAACUUCGUCCAGGUAAGACGAUCAAGGUCAAGCAUUUCCCCCGUACUUUAUCUUUACCGAAUAAUUCCAACCCCAAUUCCGAAAGGAGAACAAAUUAAUUACCGCUGUAAGAUAGCUGUAAGAAUUAUUUACAUUCCUCAACACGCAAAACAUUUGUUCUGCCCUAUAUUUUCUACCUACGACCUCCACCUUUGCGGGCCUCAAGUUGCACAACCUAUACGCCUCCUCUCUUUUCAAUCUCGCCGUUUCAGUUCUUCGUCCAGCCCUCGGUCGAAAAUCGACUCGCGCGCAACAGUUCAAGGUUCGUUCGCGCCCCAUAAGUUUACUUCCGGGGAAAAUUAAUCCCCUUCCGGACGUGUUUCCUCCCCUUCGACGACUUUCGAGACGUCGUGUCGUAAAGCCUUUACGUUAAGGCUCGUAAAAUUUCAUUCCUCAUUUUUUUCCCCUCCCCGUCUCACCCUCUUCUCUUCGCGGAGUCUUGACUACUCCGCAUCCACCUUCGCGUCUCGCGUGUUUCCGCGUCGGCGAAGCUUUUUCUCCAGCGACGACUGUCGCCGUUCCCUCGGCCUUGUUCGCCCCGUGAAAAUAAAUAAACCCCGAUGAAAGAGAACCGUGCGCGAGAGCUCGCGAGCUCCGGUUUUUCCUUUCCCGGAUCUUGCGUGCGCGAGAUCGUGUGUCGUCGGCGAGAGGAAGUCUGUUUUCGAGUUUCGCGACUUCUGUUAGCUCAUCGUCCGGUUGUUCCGCAUCCCCCACUCCCUCCCCAAUUCUUUCUUAUUUCUGUUUCACUUAGCUCUCGUGCUUGCUCCGCGAGUUCCAUCACCGAGAACAACCGCCGCACUUGCCGCACGUACUCGCGUGUAUUCGUUCGACUUCGAUGCAAAUAUCUAUGCACUACCGGAUGGAUACUGUGAUCUACGAUUGCUUCGAUUAAUGCGUUAGACACGCUAGGUUUCACCGAGGAAAUAUACUCCGCGACGUGAAAAAAAGACUUGAAAGACACUUCGUAGCUGUAGAGUUUCGUGAGCAACUCUGUUGUUUAGUCGUUUACACGUUUGAGUAGACUGUACGUAUGAAAUUGUUUCUUGAAACAAUGUAUCGUCGCCGGUUUGUAUCCCAGCGAGGGAGAAAAUAAUCUAAAGUACCGUCUUCACAGCUAUACUAACUGCCAAUAACAAUCUGUAGCAAUUCGUAUAUACACCGUCGAGUUUCGAAAAAUUUUACUUUCCAGAUAUUAAUAUUUUCGAUAUUAAUAUUUUUCACGAGUUUUCCUCCGAGUUGUUAAAUUCUUCCUUACAUUGAACUUUAUUCAACGAUUACACGAUAAUCUGUAAAUAUGACGUUCGUUUUUGAAUUAGCUUGAAUUAGUUGAACUCGCAAAACAUGCUUGCAAACGCUGACGCGUUUUAGAUUAUUGCGUUGCCGAUGGAUAGUUUCGAGCCAUUUUGAUCUUAAGAGAAUAAAGGUGAAAAAAAAAUAUCUGCCAGAUAGGCGCGCAUCACUGUCGCGAACGACAGAAACCUAAAGAUCGCCCCCGCGUCGAUAGAAAACUUUUACUACGAAUUUUAUCGUCGUACACUGCCAGACAUUACCCGUGAUGUUUCCCCCGUUUCGAAAAGUUUCCAGGGAAUUGGAAAGCCUUCGAGUUCAUCAGAUGGGGACACGACGGUCGUAAAAUAUCGAUCGAGAAUCGCGUAAGAAUCUGUAUGCUACAUUCCAGCAAUGGGAAACCUGAGUGAUAACGAAUACCACGGUCAUUCCUGGAUGCCCUCCUUCCGAUUUUCGUCGUACACGUAACUGUACAUACCGCUAUAUCACAAGUCGUCCACGGACGAUGCAUACACGUAUUAUCGUUCUUCCACUUCUUGAAUAACGUUACGCGCUGUGUCGCGUGAUCGCAGGAGAAAGGAGAGACGUAACGAACUUGGAACAGGGAUCUCGAGGUCGGUCUUGCGGAACCCGCAACCCACUCUGUCUAUCUAUCUAAACGUUUGCACCAUUUCCUUUCCAAUUAAUCGUCGUCAAUUAAUCGAAUCCCGAUGAGAUGCACUUUGAUGAGAUAAUAAUCGAAUCCUAGAACCGUUUCCCUGAAUCGUAGAAAAAUCGGGGGACGUUAGAACGUUUCACGAUUUCUCUUGCAAGACGAUUCCCUGCAUCGAUCUCGAGAUCUGUCCAUGUACAUUAUAUAUAGUUUCCGAAAUGGAAAUUACGAGUAUAAGGAGGAAUAAAAAGGUUUAGGGAAACUUUGUUCUUCUUUUUUUUUUUUUUGUUUUCUGUAACGGCGUUGAAUAAACGACGCGUCGAACGUGCGAGUCGUGCGAAAAGAAGAUGUUAAUGUAUUAUAAAUACGCAUAUACCGGCGAAAGUGUCGGGUGGUUUAGGGGAAAUUUUGUUCACCAAGCCGGCUCGUUUCGCGAUGAAAAAUUACGAGUUUCGAGGGACGAUUCUCGAACGGAGGAACGAGACCGGUUUUCGACCGGCCACAUUUCCGGUGACAUUUUUGGGUAGCCUAGGGAAAACAAAAUGAUGAAAUUGUUAAUAAGAACCAUGUAUACAUGCAUAUACGUUAUAUAUAUUAUAUAUAUUAUUGUUAUUAUAUUAACGUUUUUUGUGCA
This is a messenger RNA of Frieseomelitta varia, 8965 nucleotides long. RefSeq names its product zinc finger CCCH domain-containing protein 13 (gene IRSp53). Gene Ontology annotation, molecular function: protein binding. The annotation marks the transcript as partial. The record is from RefSeq and is a predicted model, not a curated record. Gene Ontology annotation, biological process: actin crosslink formation; positive regulation of actin filament polymerization; actin filament bundle assembly. The transcript is spliced from 11 exons. Lineage: Eukaryota; Metazoa; Arthropoda; Insecta; Hymenoptera; Apidae. Gene Ontology annotation, cellular component: nucleoplasm; cytosol.